This is a messenger RNA of Lichtheimia ornata, 912 nucleotides long. RefSeq lists its product as uncharacterized. The coding region runs from base 1 to 912 and encodes 303 amino acids. The transcript is spliced from 2 exons. The record is from RefSeq and is a predicted model, not a curated record. Lineage: Eukaryota; Fungi; Mucoromycota; Mucoromycetes; Mucorales; Lichtheimiaceae.
AUGUCAGCGUUUAUCCUGGCUUUAGUACUGGUUCCUGCAGGUUUAUGCAUGAAAAUCGCAUUGCAUCUUUGUGCUCAGCAGCCACCACAUGUUGCUAUGGACAACGAAUACCCUGGAGAUGAUGAUGAUGAUGCGAGUCUACAAGCAGCCCAUUUACUGUCAAGGAUAUUGCCAUCCACUCUACGAGAUACGAUGCAAAAUUGGUUUUGGUUCCCACAUCAGUACUCGAGUAAUACCACGAUCCGCAAGGUGAUUUAUGCUCCAUUCCCAGUCUGCUGGAUGUCGUCAGCCACCAACGUCUUCCAUUCUAUAUCCAUCGAGUCAUUAUUGUACAACUUUACCAAUAGCGGCAGGCAACUAUGGCAGCUAUUCCUGUGUCGAUUAGAGCAUUUUCAUUUGGGCCUCUUUUUGAUUGGCGGAUUGUGGACGCUGCGAUUGGUUUUUACAACGCUCAACUCUGUUCUUACUACGCAUCAACGUCAUUUGCAUGCUCAUCCAUGGCUACUUGCUGGAAAUGAUCACGAAGGAGAGGAUGAGGAUGAGGAGGAAGUGAAUAUCGAACAUCACGAGAAUGAGCUUAUGAGAGCGGCUGUGGCAUUACAAGCAGCAGCUGAACAUAGCGAUGUUAUAGACCGGAUCGUGGAGACGUUGGGUAAGUUGGUCAAGAGCUUUGUGCUAUUGUACUGUUGCUGGAUUGUGGUCUUGGUGUGGAUCCAUUUCUUUGUUUUCGCUUUUUACGUCGAUCCUAUCAACCAAGGAUACACGAUGCCUGCUGUCGAUAUGGGCCUCUGGGUGUUUCGAUGGAUAAUUACCACCUUUGCAGUUAUUGAUUGUGUCAAAAAAUGUAUUUAUGAUCAAAUUGGUUGUAGUAUAAAUGAAGAACAAGUAAUAUCAUUACAUCAUAGCAGAUAA